Messenger RNA from Rotaria sp. Silwood2, 909 nucleotides. The record is from the annotation of a GenBank genome assembly. NCBI's taxonomy places the organism in Eukaryota, Metazoa, Rotifera, Eurotatoria, Philodinida, Philodinidae.
AUCUUCAAAUGAAUUAUCUCGUAUUUCAUUUGAUUUUUUAUGUUUUAAUAAAUUAAUUCGUUCAUCAUUAGAAGAACAUAUAAAAGAAAAAGAUGAAUCAUUAAUUGAAUCAAUUAUUUCAAUUGAAUAUAUUGAAAAAUUUCAAGGUCCACAACCAGAAGAUGCAUUAAUGCAUGAUGAUUGGGUAUCGAAUUGUAGAUCAUUAGGUGAUUCAAUAUUAGUUGCUUGUUAUGAUACCAAAGUUCAUUUAUGGAAUAAUCAAGGAGAACAUAUAAUUAGUCUUCCAGGACAUACUGCUCCUGUUAAAUCACUUGCUUUUAUUUAUUCAGAUGAAGGUGAACAUGAAUUUAUAAGUGGAUCUCAUGAUCAAACAAUAUUAAUAUGGAAAUAUGAUCAAAAUAAAAAUAAUGUUCAAUCAUUAAUAACUUGUAAAGGACAUCAAGGAACAGUUGAAACAUUAGCUUUACAAAAAUCAUUUUUUUGUUCGGCUUCUUUUGAUAAAACAAUUAAAUUAUGGGGAUUAGAACAACAAGAUGAAAAAUCAAAAUCAUCAACUAAGGUAAAAAAAAUAUUAUUUAAAUCAAAAUUAGAUACUGAUUUAUUUGAAUUAGUUAAAAGAAAAUUAAUUCCAAUAGCAUUAGAAUUUAAUCAAACAGGAGAUUUAUUUGCAUUAAUGGGAAAAUCGUCAACUGAAAAAAAAUUAUUUCGUUUUAAUACAUUAAAAGGAAAAAUUUUAAAAAUAUUUGAUGAACAUUUAGAUAUAUAUAAACAAUUACAUGAACGUUUACAAAGUAAACAACAAGAAAAUGAAGAAAAAAAAUUAAAUUUAAAUAUUUUAAAUAAUGUUGAAUAUUCAAGACGUUUAACAAUUGAAAAAGAUUUAGAAAAAAAUCAUUUUAUUUAUUCUUU